Messenger RNA from Macaca mulatta (Rhesus monkey), 2179 nucleotides. The record is from RefSeq and is a predicted model, not a curated record. NCBI's taxonomy places the organism in Eukaryota, Metazoa, Chordata, Mammalia, Primates, Cercopithecidae.
UGAGUGGGGAGAGUCUCUUGCCUUUUCUCACCCCUCUAAAGUCUCCCUACUUUAAGAUGGGGAAAGAAGGACCCAGUCUAUAGACUCUGACCUUAGCCCUCAGAAUCCCUCAUUCAGAGCUGAGGGAUCGCCAGGCCAGAAGGUGGCUGGGAAGGCACCAGGGAGAGAAGAGAGCCUCCCGCCCCCAGUUGAGGGAGGUGGUGAGGAGAGGGGAGACUGAAAGCAGUGGGGGAGGGUGAGAGAGGGGAGCCAGCAGAGACUCAAGUGGCCUCCAGACUUCCAAGUGCUGGCCUUCAUCUCCCUGCAAGAUGCGCCCCCCUCCAGCUCCCAGCCUUCAUCUUCCGACUGUCACUGUCUCCUUCACAAGGAGAGCAGCAAGAGAAAGAAAGAGAGAGGCAAGCGAAAUUCCUGAAUGGAUAGACAGAUGCUACGUCAUCGGAGCUGCAUCCUCCACUCCACAAGAGGCUAGGAGCUGGGGGGAGAGAGGCAGUCCAGCCGCAGGGGCCACCCGAACAGUCUCUCCUCCUCACAGAAGCCUGGAGCUGGAUAUCCAAGAAGCAGCAGCCUCAUUUGUUUUCUGGUGUCAUCGUAGGUGGCCACUUAUGGCUUUUGGGCUUCUCACCUGGGGCGGGUGGGUGCUCCAACACCCGCCCACCCUCCUUCCUCCUUGUGUACGACAGAGCCACAUCCAGCACCACGGACAGCUCCCGGGCGCUCGCCUGCCCCUCACCUACCACAGCCAAGGACAUCCCAGGACUUCUCAGCUGAAGCGAUGGGGCUUUGACCUUCUACUCUUUCCCAGAAGUGAGGGACACCCGGCUACCUCCAGCAAACCUCCAGGCUGUGGGAACAGAGAAGAGGAGGGGGCCAUUCCUGCCACCCUCCAUCUGCACCCUCCGCCAUUACUCAUUAGGCAUUCUGCCCCCUCCUUCCGCUCGUUAAGCCUGAUUUGCAUGCAUUUGCAUAAUACAGUUCAUUUGCAUUCCAGGAGGCUCAUGGUAGAAGCCAGGAAAAAAGGGGAGGGGGGCUGGAGAAGAGAAAAAAAGGGAGAGAUUUUGUUUUCAUCAAAGUGUUGGGGGAGGGACUAGGGGGAGGUGGCAGGAAGAGGACAGAAAUAAAAACUUACACUACUUUCUUUCUUUCUGCCCUCCCUCCCUGAGCUGGACUCAAAUGCCAAAGAGAGAUGCCAAGGGGCCAGCUUUUCUGUCCUUUUUUGUCUUGCUUCCUCCGGCCUUGGCUCCCCAGCCUGGCCCCCCACCUUGUUGGGCUGAGGCUUCGGAAAGAAAGAGGCAGGGGUAGGAGGCAAAGCUGUGGGAACGGAAGCGGAGGGUGAGGGAGGCCGCCAUCUUAGGUAACUGGCGCCUGUAAGAUGGCUGCCUGACCAGGUGUGCACUGAAAGCCUGCUCUGGUUAGUGGACAUGGAAGAGACUGAGGCCCUAAGAAGGACUUCCUGGCUGACCAGAAAUACUGUUGAAUCUUCCUGCUAAUGGAAUUGGGAAGAGAGGAUGGAGAGAGAAGGAAGGAGGGAAAGACCAGGAAUGGCGGCCCCCAGAAAAGAUGUAAGGUUGAGCACAGGAGCAGGGGUGGUAGAGAGGCCUCAGCACGUGGCUUAGUUCCCAGAGGACUUAGAGGACUGUGAGUAAUAAGAAAAGUACUGGAGGAAUCAGAAUGGGGAAUAUCAGCAGGAGGAGUGAGAGGGUAGGAUGUGGCCAGGCAGUAUCAUUUGCCAGUUUGAGGGUCUCUCUGGGGCCUGUGAAAGGUGACUGUGUACUUGAGGAAAUGCUCCACCUUCUCUCCUCAGCCCAGCACUCUAGUUUCCAUCUUUAUAACUCUGGUAAAACUGCACCCUUUCAGAGGCCACUCAUAGCCUCCUCAACAAAGACCUCUGGCCCUUCCCAAGCCCAGUCCUCCUUGACCUAUGGAAAAUUUUAUGCUAUUUUCUCAGUCUUUUCCUUUGACCUUCGGUUAUUCUGUUAUAUCCGUGAUCAUCUGUUCUUGGUUCCAUUCAUUCAGUCCUCCAGAUGGACCAGUUCCUUAACUAGAAGUGGUCCCCAGGUUCUGCUGGUAGCACUUUGUUUUCUCUUCCUUCUCACUCUUCUCACCACUUUUAUCACUUCAGCCAUCACUUGAAGUUAUAAAUUCUCCCUCCUUUCUUUUUUUUCUUUUUUUCUCUCUUUCU